GCAGUCGUUGGUACGUAAAAUUGUAAACAGGAAGUGAUCCGACAGCUAAGGAAAACGGACCGACGAUUUAGUGACUGAAAACUGUGAAGCCAUCAUGGGAAAAAGCUGCAAAGUUGUUGUGUGCGGCCAGGCUGGAGUUGGUAAAACAGCUGUGUUGGAACAGUUACUGUAUGCCAAUCAUGUUGCAGGUUCAGAGCCCAUGGAGACCCUCGAGGAUAUUUACAUUGGCUCCAUUGAGACAGACCGGGGCACACGGGAGCAAGUGCGCUUCUACGAUACUCGUGGCCUCCGGGACGGGAUGGAGUUUCCUCGUCAUUAUUAUAGUUUUGCCGAUGGCUUUGUACUCGUUUACAGCAUCGACAGCAAAGAGUCCUUUAAGCGAAUGGAGAUGCUCAAGAAAGACAUUGAUCGUCAUAGAGACAAGAAAGAGGUUACCAUCAUCGUACUGGGCAACAAGCUUGACAAGCAGGAGGAAAGGAGAAUCAAUGCUAACUAUGCUCAGGACUGGGCGAAGAAUGAGAAGGUGCGUCUUUGGGAGGUGUCGGUGGUUGACCGACGCACGCUCAUCGAACCCUUCGUCCACUUGGCCAGCAAGAUGACCCAGCCGCAGAGCAAGUCCACCUUCCCUCUCAGCCGCAAUAAGAACAAGGGCAGCGGCUCCACAGACAGCUAAGAUGCCGGGCUCAGUUAACCCUAAACCUGAAGGAGGAGUUCAUAAGAGGAAGUUAAAGGGAAUAUUGUUUUAGUAAGAAAAAAAAAUCGUCUUGAAAAAUGUGAAGAGGUAAACAUAAGAGAAAAGAUAAAUGAUUGUACAGAUGUUUCUCUGCAGCUGGUGUCUUUCUGCUGAAAUGCUUCUUUAAUCAUUACAUUUUAAAUAUUAUCCCAUACCACCAAGGAAAUGGAUCAGUUCAUUCUGUUGAUAAAAUUUUCAAUGUUACUCAGUAGAAAAAUGUUUGGACCGCAAACUGUGUUCUUUGGACCUACAUGUCUUAAAUUGCUUACAAUCAGCAUUUUUUUCAUCCACUUUCGUCCUCGAAGAACAAGUUUCACGUUAC
This is a messenger RNA of Cyprinodon variegatus (sheepshead minnow), 1055 nucleotides long. RefSeq names its product NFKB inhibitor interacting Ras-like 2 (gene nkiras2). Gene Ontology annotation, molecular function: GTP binding; GTPase activity. The coding region runs from base 95 to 673 and encodes 192 amino acids. Lineage: Eukaryota; Metazoa; Chordata; Actinopteri; Cyprinodontiformes; Cyprinodontidae. The transcript has 4 exons. The record is from RefSeq and is a predicted model, not a curated record. Gene Ontology annotation, biological process: canonical NF-kappaB signal transduction.